Messenger RNA from Suricata suricatta (meerkat), 7531 nucleotides. It is a transcript of the gene RLIM, whose product is annotated as ring finger protein, LIM domain interacting. The record is from RefSeq and is a predicted model, not a curated record. NCBI's taxonomy places the organism in Eukaryota, Metazoa, Chordata, Mammalia, Carnivora, Herpestidae. Gene Ontology annotation, cellular component: cytoplasm; nucleoplasm. Gene Ontology annotation, molecular function: ubiquitin protein ligase activity. The transcript is spliced from 5 exons. The coding region runs from base 310 to 2172 and encodes 620 amino acids. Gene Ontology annotation, biological process: protein ubiquitination; random inactivation of X chromosome; ubiquitin-dependent protein catabolic process.
UGUUGUGGGCAGUCGUUUCCUGCCGCUGCUUGGUAACAAUGGGGAAGAUAAUGGCUGCCUGAGCAACGUCUCCGAGCAGGCGCUGGGCUAGAGGCGGGUCUCAACCAGCGACUCAUCGGAGGCGGGCUUGAGAGCAGGGGCAGGGCGCGCAGGAACCUAGGCGGCGGCGGCGGUGGCGGCAGCGGCCUAACCGACAGAGUCGGACCCGACACUAAAACCGAAGCAGAGAGUGAAGAAAACUAAAAUCCAGUUUAUUGUAUUACAAUACUAUGUCAUAACAGUCAGAUAAUUUUCCACUUGUUCAUCAAGAUGGAAAGCUCAGAUUCUAACGAUAAAGGAAGUGGUGAUCAGUCUGCAGCACAGCGCAGAAGUCAGAUGGACCGAUUGGAUCGGGAAGAAGCUUUCUAUCAAUUUGUAAAUAACCUGAGUGAAGAAGAUUAUAGACUUAUGAGGGAUAACAAUUUGCUAGGCACCCCAGGUGAAAGUACUGAGGAAGAGUUGCUGAGAAGACUACAGCAAAUUAAAGAGGGUCCACCACCACAAAACUCAGAUGAAAAUAGAGGUGGAGACUCUUCAGAUGAUGUGUCUAAUGGUGACUCUAUAAUAGACUGGCUUAACUCUGUCAGACAAACUGGAAAUACAACAAGAAGUGGGCAAAGAGGAAACCAGUCUUGGAGAGCAGUGAGCCGGACUAAUCCAAACAGUGGUGAUUUCAGAUUCAGUUUAGAGAUCAAUGUUAACCGUAAUAAUGGGAGCCAAAAUCCAGAGAAUGAAAAUGAGCCAUCUGCAAGACGUUCUGGUGGAGAAAAUACAGACAACAACAGCCAAAGGCAAGUGGAAAAUCCACGAUCUGAAUCAACAUCAGCAAGGCCUUCCAGAUCAGAACGAAAUUCAACUGAAGCGUUAACGGGAGAAAUCGCACCUACCAGAGGUCAGAGAAGGGCAAGAAGCAGGAGCCCAGACCAUCGGAGAACCCGAGCUAGAGCUGAACGAAGUAGGUCACCUCUGCAUCCUAUGACUGAAAUUCCACGAAGAUAUCAUCAUACUAUCUCAUCUCAGACUUUUGAGCAUCCUUUGGUAAAUGAGACUGAGGGAAGUUCUAGAACCCGACAACAUGUGACCUUGAGACAGCAAAUAAGUGGAGCUGACUUGCUAAGUAGAGGUCUUUUUGCAGCUUCAGGCAGAAACGCCUCACAAGGAGCAGGUUCUUCAGACACAACCAGCAAUGGUGAAUCUGCAGGACCAGGACAGAGACCUCCAACCAUAGUCCUUGAUCUUCAAGUAAGAAGAGUUCGUCCUGGAGAGUAUCGGCAGAGAGAUAGCAUAGCUAGCAGAACUCGGUCAAGGUCUCAGACGCCAAACAACACCGUCACUUAUGAAAGUGAACGAGGAGGUUUUAGGCGUACAUUUUCACGUUCCGAACGAGCAGGUGUGAGAACCUAUGUCAGUACCAUCAGAAUUCCGAUUCGUAGAAUUUUAAAUACUGGUUUAAGUGAGACUACAUCUGUUGCAAUUCAGACCAUGUUAAGGCAGAUAAUGACAGGUUUUGGUGAGUUAAGCUACUUUAUGUAUAGUGAUAGUGAUUCAGAGCCUAGUGGCUCAGUCUCGAGUCGAAAUGUGGAAAGGGUAGAGUCACGGAAUGGAAGAGGGGUUUCUGGUGGUAGUAGCAGUUCUGGUUCCAGUUCCAGUUCCAGUUCCAGUUCCAGUUCCAGUUCCAGUUCCAGUCCGAGUUCCAGUUCUAGUGGUGAAAGUUCAGAGUCUAGCUCGGAGGUAUUUGAAGGCAGUAAUGAAGGAAGCUCAUCAUCAGGCUCAUCAGGUACCAGGCGAGAGGGUCGACACAGAGCCCCAGUAACAUUUGAUGAAAGUGGCUCUUUGCCCUUCCUUAGUCUGGCUCAGUUUUUCCUCUUAAAUGAGGAUGAUGAUGACCAACCUAGAGGACUCACCAAAGAACAGAUUGACAACUUGGCAAUGAGAAGUUUUGGUGAAAACGAUGCAUUAAAAACCUGUAGUGUUUGCAUUACAGAAUAUACAGAAGGCAACAAACUUCGUAAACUACCUUGUUCCCAUGAGUACCAUGUCCACUGCAUCGAUCGCUGGUUAUCUGAGAAUUCUACUUGUCCUAUUUGUCGCAGAGCAGUCUUAGCUUCUGGUAACAGAGAAAGUGUUGUGUAAUUAAGGUCUGAACUCUCAGCUGUGUAGCUGGUAUAGUGAUGGGCAAACAGGAAUCACUUGCUUUAUGCCCACCUUUUGAGUGGUGCUUAAAAGUAAAAGUAGCAAACCUGAAUUGAAUCAUUGCUUUCUGAAUGCAUCAUUGUCCUUUUUCCAAUUUCUGUUCCAGAAUAAAAGGAAAUAUUUAAAAAGCAACAUUUAAGGACAUAAAAGGUCUAAUUUCAGUACCAGUAAUUGCUAUUACUAAUGAUUCAUCAUCUAUGUUUAUCAGUUUCUCCUGUGUUAUCUUAAAAGAUCUGCCUUAGCAAUGGCUUUUUAUCCAUUUCUCGUUGAUCUUUAAUGUUUCCCACGCCAUAGGAGAGAGGGGCAAAGGAAAUUCCCAGUUUAGACUUAAGUUACAGUACAUGUUUCAUAAGUGAUUGCUUAAAGCUAUGCCAUUCCCAGUUCUUAGUGGCACAAAUUCAGCUACGUGCUGAAUGUCAUUUGUUCACCUUUCAGAUGAGGUGAUAUUGGAUGUCAGUGUAAAUAACACUAAGGUUAGGAUCUUCUAAGUAUAUAACUGUCUCCUAAGCCCAUCACUGUGGCACACUGUAGAGUGAACUUAUAGUUUAAUUGAGAUAUUUAUCUUGUGGAAAUAUUAAAAAAAAAGCCUAUGCUUGUGUAAGUGAAAAAACCACAUUCAUUUGUUUAAAAAUGUAAAGCUAUUUUGUAGAGGCUCAGUACUUUUCCAAUGCACUGUUGUAUUAAUGCAUUAAAAAUUGUAAAGUACCAUGCUUAGAAAUGAAAAAACUGCUUUUUGUGAGCCAUCAUAGUUAAAAAAAAACACACACCAAAGUACAAAGCUGCUUUGUAAGUGUGUAGAUGUCAAGAGCAGAACGUAUCUAUGGUAUUUACUGUAUGUGAACAGCUACUGUGACAUGCAGAGGAAAGGGCGGAGUGUAGAAUUGAGCUGCAUUGAAGAUACCAAUUGAAAUUUCCUACUUUAACUUGGAUUUAGGCAGGAAAUGAAAGGAGAAGUAAAGAAAACUGGUCUGAGGAAUUUAAAAGUUUUAUGAAGACAAUAACUGUACAGAUGUGAACUGGUUUCACAUGGAGAGAUCCUUGACACAGUAUUCUAACUGAGCUGAUGAAAUAGAUUUAAAUUUUUGGUAGAGUUUUGGUUUAAAGCAAACAAACCACUACCACCUAGCACAAGUUACAUUGAUGUGUCUAGAAGUCUGCUCCUCAAAAAAAGAAAAGGUGGAGGAAAGAGACUAUAAACCACGUUUAGCAUAAGAAUUAAAAUUGGUACAGAGGUAUGUACUAAUAGGAAAGUUUCCAAUUUGGAUUACUUUUGAGAUUUGUCGUUUAAGGAACCGAGCCACACUUGUUAAUAUUUUAUUACUAUCUAACACACACUUCAACAUCUCACAUUUAAAGACCAAUUGAAAAUUCAGGUAUUUUUGCCCUUUGUUGAAAGUUGAGUUAUUUGAAAUUCAAAGCUUUCAUUGUGCUGCCCUCAUUUAAAGAUGAGGCUGCCAACUCACAAUCAAUGGCACAUGCAUUUUUGUGUUGUUUCCUUAGUAAUAAGAUUAGGUUUGUGAAAAACCCCAUUACUCUUGCUGAGUUUCUCUUUUGAGGCCAGUUAGGGUUAGGAUUAGUCUGACUGAAGGGUUUGUUUGUUUAUCUGGAAAGAGAUAGUGGACCCAAAGAGGAAUUGAACACAUCCUUGGUCUUUAAAGUGACAACUACCCACACAUAGUCAGAUACUCUACAAAAUAAGUCUGCUUCGAGAAUUAUCUGGCUACUUUAACUUAUCAACUUAGCUGUAAAGGUUAUUUCAAAGCUCAUUCUUUUAUAUUUUCCUCUGGCUUUCAAUCCUACCUACGUAUCAAGGAAAUUAACUUGUAAAUAUGGUAUGUACUGCUCUUGCAAGGAAAUAAUGUCCAAACAAAGCUUCACUUAUUUUUUUUAAUAUAAGCAGAUUUCACUGUUUAUGGCGCUUAUGUAAUACAUUUUAUCUUUUUAAAAAAAUUGUCCAUGUAAAAGUUAGGAUUCCUUUAUACUUGUGAGCCUCCUUGUCUCCUUUCCUAAGGGUAUAAUCUACGGUUUUCAGAUCUGCAGGAUAGUCCUAACUGGCUAAAAGCAAACCCAUUUUCCUCUUGGUGUGAAAUGUCCCAUUAUAAGGGUGUUUCUUUUAAAAGAGUUUAAAAACAACUGCAGCACACUCUAAGCAUAAAAGAAAGUUAUUGACAACAGGUACCUCCCUUACCUCCCAAGAUGUAUUACUCAUUUGUGAAGUAUUAAAGUAAGAGGUAACUCAUGCAGAAUGCUGGUUGUGAAUGUAGAUAUUGAAGCUAUUCAUAAACACUGGAAAUAGGAUUUUAAGUUUUUAGCCUUCAGUAGAAUGCACAUAUUGGACAUGUGCAUGUGGACGCCUUUUUCAAUAGCACUCAUUUCCAUUGGAUUGUGUAGAAUGAAUACAAAUAUUUUAGUGAAAUUUGCUACUUUUUUUUUACAAGGUCCAUGACUAUACUUAUUAGUGUUGUGGACCUUGGAAGACAAGGUCAUUUGUAGAUGUCCAAUGUACAAUGGAGAACAAGAGUCUUUUUUCCCCACCAGCAUCCGAAACACCUAUUCUCUUGAGAGAGCAUUUUCUUGCUAAAGACUUUACAUUUCAUUUUGUAUCUUUGCACUUUUUAUUAUAUACAGGUUCUGUGUUGAAGACCUAGUUUGAACUUCAUGCAGUAAUAGGAACAAGAAAAAACAAUGUUGGGAAAUAACGUUGUUCAGAGCAUAGGGGAGAAUACUAAAAACUGAGUUUCCUUGUGUAUUUCAGAUAUUUUUAAAAAUUCACUUACUGGUCUGGUAUGAAGUGUUUGAGGUGUUAUGUUAACUCCAAGCAGCUGACAAGGUUGAGAUUUAUUAAUACUAAAAACAAAAUUGAGCAAGUUAGGUUUUGAAGUGUGCAGACUUUAUAGCAACAGUAGAAGAUGAGCCAUGUUGUUAAUUUGGAAUAUUUGCUCUAAAAAGAACACAUUAGUUAUACCUCAUUGGUGUUAAUGGUUAAUGGAGGUGGGGAUUGAGAGAAGUGUUCACAUUAGUGUUGGGAGUAUAAAAAUUAAUCAAUUGUACAGUUAACAAAAAAAGUUUAGUACCAGGAUUGUGUGUGUGUGUAUAUGUGUGUGUGUAUGCGCACACGCACAAUCUCUAUAAACAUGAUUGUUGAGCUUUUCCAGACUUAAAGAUUAGGAAACUGCUUAGCUUUAAGUGUUACCUCAAGUAAUUUUUUUUCUUUGGGAAAACAAGUCCUUUCUGUGCCAAGUGUUCUCUCUUAGUGUCAGUGUCUCAGAUUGUAUUUAUGAAGGGUUAUCACUUAAUAUGCUCUUUUUAUUUAACCACCUGCUUCCCAAGCGUCUAGGAUGUAAAAUGGGUCAGGCAUCAGUCAUGACUUUCAGUCAUUUCCCAAAAUACCCAUACAAUAGGGAGGUUAAUGUUGCAAAAUGCGUCUUAAACAGCCAUUUUUACAGCUCGCUAGAAUACAGUGGCACCUUGUGGUAGUUGUUGAUACUUUCCUUCUUAAAAUGGAGGAUAUUCUCCUCCACCCCUUUUUAUUCUCCUUUGUUCUUUUGUGAAGAAAAAAUAUUUGUAAUCUGCCUUGAAUUUUUAAGUUUUACUUUACUGGCUUCCCUAUCAAAUGUAUGGUCAAUAUUAAGUACAUAGAAGCCACAUUUGCAGGGCACUUUUUUCUUUUAUUGUCUUAUGAGACUGUGCUUAUUGCUACUUUCUAAAGUAUUCUGUACCUUAGUGAUGCAAGAGAUGGAUAAGGCACAUAUGAAAGUGUCAGGCGUCUUUUUCCCCUUAAGUAUAGUAUAAUUCUUCAUUAUGUUUCAUCAGUAACAGUUGUAAUUCAUUCAGUUAAUUAGUAAAUUUUACACUUUUGAAAAACAUUUGAAGAUGUUAAUCAACAAAAAUAACAUGCUUCAUUUGGAAAGUUAAAAGUGCAAGGUCCAAGGAACGAGUGUUUCACUUAUUUCUAAAUUGGAUUUUUAAUCAGCAACUAAGAAACAGGUCUGAGUUAAGUACUUGCCCUUUAAAGUUUUUGGCAUCUUGAAAUUGAGUUCUUAACUGGAACACUUCUAAAAUACUGGAAUAUUCCCAACAGGUGAGCAGUCUCACUUGCUUUAAUAACUCCAUUUUGUACUUAAAAUGACAGCAUAGGAUACAGCUGGUCCUCAAGUGUUGGCCCUCUCAAGGGAUAACAACAGUCUGGAUCAGUUUCAUGAUGAUUUCCAUGUCUUUAUAGGUGUUUUAAUUCAAAUUUGAAGCAAAUGAACACACUCUCCAACACUCUCAAAUACAAUUACAGUGAGCUAUUUGGUUUUGAUUAGGAUUUGUUUACUACUAAAGACCCAUAAGCUGCUUUAUAGUCACUUGGAUUGAACAAUACCUUAAAUACAUGCAAUGAAAGUUAACCCCACCAUACCACUGUGCCUAGUAAUUUCUGGGUUCCUCUCAGUUCUUCAUCUUGCAGAUUUAUUCCAAUACCAACAUAUGGUUGAACCAGGUGCCCAGCCUUAAACUAUUUAGUGGCCCUCUGCUAACAUUCUUUUAACUGAUUAAUUUGUAUGUGUUUGAACCGUCAGAUGUUUGGAUUUUACCUCUUAUUAGCUCCAUUUGUCGCUGGUGCUGCUUUUAAAGAUAUAGGGCCGUGUGAUCAGGUAUCAGGUUGAGUAGGUACGCAGUUGGCCUGGUUAUGUAUCUGUGCCUGUUUUAUCUUCUCCCAUGAAUAGCUGCUUUGGUAUAGAUGUUUACUUGGGUUCAUAUAUAAAGAACUAACUGGGCAGCAAUCUUAGAAAGUUUUCUGAAGCCAAAAGAACCUGAAGGGAUUUGGAGGGGGAAUAGUAACAAAAGCUGCCUUUAUGUCUUUGAACAUGAAGCACAUAAAUGUAUGUUCUGUAAAGAAUAAAGUGAUUGUUAUACCAGGGCUUCCUGACCUCUGGGAGAGACUUUCAAAAAAGCAGAAAGGAGCACAAAGUGAAGUGAAUUUGGUUGGCUUGCUUUAUUUGGUUUCUCGGUUUUUUUCAAUUUAAAUCUGAACGUAACACCUGUCUCCAAUAUCUAUCCAGAAGACUCCUGGUUGGGAAGCCCUGUAUCAAAUUUUUUUGAGAAUGUACCAAGUUUCCUUUUUUUUUUUUGUACAGUGCUUUACACCUGCUAAAAAUUAACUUGUUUAAUGCAAAACAAGACCUUGAAAGGUCAGUCCUAUUAAAGCUGGUUUGAUUAUUAAUAGUUAUCUUUUAGGAAGAAGCUUUUUCCCUAUGUAAGAUGUCAUACUGCAGAUUUAAAAUAUAGACUAUCAAUAAAAUGCAUGAAGUGAUCA